CGCGGCGGCACGCCCUCCCCGCCUGAAUGGCCUGCGGCCGGCGACCGGCUGUCGUGGAGAUUCCAUCUGUGUUUCCCCGCAGAGCCUGCGGGCCCCGCGCAUCCGACGCCCCAGGGUGGUCGGCUCAGAAGGUGAGCGCGGCGUCGCGGAGGCCGACCCGGGCCCGGACUCCUGCCAUGUUUGUCAACCAGCAACUUCCGAGCGACCUCCGAGCAACUGAAAGGAAGGGAGGAGACCGCAGGCCAGGGGACACCCGCCUGCCCGCGCACGGUUGCGGCUUUCGCCUCCUGGCGUCCGCCUCGCCCCCGGCUCGCCGCCGCCACCUCGGCCGUAACCUCCCCGGAGCCUAUAGGAAUCUUUUGUGUGGCGUCACCGCCUUUCGUUUAAAUCCCGCUUCCUCCUCUCGCCCUUCCUCCCGCCCCCUCCGCCGAUCCCGGAUGCUUGCGCGAUGCGCUGCUCCUCCCCCGGGAAGCUGGGGGCCGUGGGAGGACGCCGCGCCCAGCCUCGACGCUGCGGCCCAGGGGCCGGUGGUCCCUGCAUCCGGAGAGGCUGGGAAGCGUGUGUGGUGGGGAAGGCCCGCCCUCGCUCCGCGCCCAGGCGCUGUGUAUACCCUGGGGACACCGGGGCGCAGCCGCUAGUGGCCUUACGUAAGCUCUCAGCGUGCCCCAGGACUCGAUGCUUCCUCCCUGCCGAGAGAGCUAGUGUAAAAGGUGAUCUGUUUUGCUUGCUUGGGGAGGAUGCCACUCAUUAUUCCCUGGAUCCGCCUCCGGAUUCCAAUCACCUCUGAGAUUCGAUGACUUUUGCAAGCCCUCCUCCGCCCUUUGUUGCGUUCGACCCUCUCCUGUGGGUGGGUUUCCGUGAAACAGUGAAAAGGAGCUCUGAUCACGCUCGAGUCCCCACAGCUUGUGUGACUCAGUGAUAGACCCUCCCUGAGGUUGGUCUUCCCCCCAGCCGUUUAGGAGUUGUGUGACCUUGGACAAGUUUUCUCUCUCAAGUUAGUGUAGUCAGGUAGUGUAAGGUGACCUCGGUUCCAGCUGGCUAGAAUUCGAAUGUGCCUUGAUCAGCAGCUCACCCUUUCCUGACUCCAUCUAUAUAAUGGAAUAAUAGCAACCAUUGUUAAGUAAAGAGCCAGUCUCUGGAGGUAAACACUAUUAUCUCUGGGUUACAGGCUGAGAAACUGCUGGCCCAGAUGGCUCCCCGCCCUGUAACGAGGGAUUGAUUAAAUGGAGGACCUUGAGCUACUGUACUUUUUAUUUAUUAAUUUAACUGUGCAGACAGGCUUUGAACUUCUGGUGAUCCUUCUUCAGGGUCUGUAGUUGGUGAUUGUAGGCCUGUGCCAUAGGGCCUUGUGGCCAGGUGGACUAAGUGACUCCCUAGGCUCUUAACCACAGCAGUGGCUAAAAGAGAAGGUCCCCUAACCCCACUGGUCACAGCCACUCCCUUUCUUUGUGCAGACCUUGUAUGCCAGAAACUCCUGGAACACCUGGGCCUCCUCCCAGUAAAGCACUCUCCUCUCUCCUCUCGACAGCCCUGAAGUCUUCUGCUGGUGCCCAGCACAGCCAGUGUGUGCUCAGCCAAUGGAAAUGUUUGUUCUUCUGUCUCUUCAUAGGACCUCCACGUCCUACAUUUUUAAGCCAGUUAUAAAUGUUAUUUAUAAGUUGGAUGGCCUCAAAUUUAUCGUCCAAACCCCAAUAGUUUACAGAAUGAAUUAUGAGUCAAGUUAUUAAUAUAAGUUAAUGAGGAACAACAGGUAAAAACCUGGAUAGCCACCCUACUCAUAACCAAAAAUAAUAAUUUAAAAAAAUGCCCUUGCAGAUGCUCUAGAUUCUAGGUGAACCAACUGUCUCUGCAAACUGAAGCCAGUAAAACCAAUGGCUCUCUUAACAAGAAGUGAUUCUAUAGGGCUGCUUCCUCCAUGGUAACCCAGGAAUAGCAGUUAAUUCUAAAAAAUAGUUUCCUUAACUCUGAGAACCUAAGAGAGGGACCAAGCAAGAUAGCUCAGCAGGCAAGGGUGCCUGCCACCAAGGCUUCGUUUUCCAGAUAGUGUCACUCUUCCUAAACUGAUCUUUCCAGGUUCUUUCUUGUUUUCCUCCUGCCAUUGUUCACUUACAGCUCAAACACUGGGUAUCUACCAUGUGCCAGCCCUUGUUCAAGGCACUGCGCUUACACUCUAGAUUGUAGUAGAGCAGCCUCUGCUUGUGAAGAUUAGAGUCCCGGAAGGGAAGGUUCCCAAACAAGUGCUCCCAGUUACUGUUUACUCAGUAAAAGCACAGGACAAAAAUGGACAGCAGAUCAAGCACUGCAUACUAGCCAGGCCGUGGUGGUGCACACCUUUAAUCCCAGCACUUGGGAGGCAGAAGGAGGCAGAU
Messenger RNA from Mus caroli (Ryukyu mouse), 2369 nucleotides. The record is from RefSeq and is a predicted model, not a curated record. Lineage: Eukaryota; Metazoa; Chordata; Mammalia; Rodentia; Muridae.